Molecule: messenger RNA, 1190 nt
Organism: Magallana angulata
Lineage: Eukaryota; Metazoa; Mollusca; Bivalvia; Ostreida; Ostreidae
Exons: 2
Coding region: 1-936 (311 amino acids)
Source: RefSeq, a predicted model, not a curated record
AUGCAUUCUACAAUUCACAUUAACAGGAAAAUCGAACGAACAAUGCCACGUCUAGGAGUUUUCGUAGUUCUGAUAGUGUGCGCCUUAGCAUGCGCUGUAGACUCCAGACGGCUGAUGGUGCAGAGAGGAUAUUAUGAUGAGCCAUUAUUUAGGGCCUCAUAUCGAGAACCAUCUGUCUAUUUAAGAAGGUCUACUUUUGGAUUGGGCAGAUCAUCCAACUCUUUAAGGCCACGGAGAAUUCAAUCAGGAAGGAUCUUAGAUUUGGGAUUUCCUGAAACACGUCAGAGAAAUUCACUUUCUUCUCUUUUCAAUAACCGUAAUGGUCAACUCGCCAGGACGAGCAGCAGAGAAGUGUUGGGAAAUUCUCCAAGAACAUCCCAACACCACCAGAGUGCUCGACUCCUGCAAGGUUUGCGUCGGGUUCAAGAACCAAGACGAAAUAUGGCCUCCGUUUUGGACACACUAAGACAACGUCAGGCAAUACCAUCAAGCAGAGAAGUUCUUGGGAGUUCUGUUUUUGGACAUUCUCAAAGGGCACUUCAACCGAAUCACAGAGAAAGACAAUUGACACGAAUGAUUCAAGUACAGGAACCAAGGAAAGUCAUUGCUAAGGUAUCGAUAUCGAGAAAAGCUGCAAGCGGCAAAAGUAGUAAGGAAGUAAUUGGACAAGCGGUACCCGUAUUUGCAGAACAACCAGCUCAGUCUGCUGAUAUGGGAAAAAUUAUUGACAUUAUCCAAGAGCAACGAAAACAGCAAAAUAAAUUACUUGAACAAAAGCAAAAGCAACUUCAAAAACAACAAGAGCUUGUACACAAAAGUCUACAAAAGCAACAAGAAGAACUCCAAAAAAUGCUUCAAAAAAAUUUAGAACAGCGACAAAAACAACAGCAACAACAGGUGAAAUUGACCAGUAAGGAAGUUAUGGGACUUUGGUAACAAACAAUCUGGAGUUUAUAACCUACGGCCAGAAAGUAAAAAGUCCUGUUGCAAUGACGUUUCAAAACGUAUCAAUAAAAUGCCCUCUAUUGUGUAUGGCAAUUGUUAUUGAGAACAAGUUGAAAGAAGCGAAAUGAACGACAUAUUGCCACGAUAUCUGAUGGUUUUUCACCACAGUUGGGUUUGUUUUGUUAUUGAAUUCUUCCUUGUUAAUGUCUUAAAUAAAUCUUGAUUAUCAAGUUUUAAAACCUAAA